UUGAAUGGAAUGAGAGAAGCCCACAAAAGCCAAUGGCAUCGAAACUCUCCCCCAAACUUAUCAUCUGCUUAAUCCUCCCUUCCUGCUUCCUCAUCCUCUUCCACUCCUUCUUCCCCCUCUUACUCCCCCAAUCCAAAACCCCCUUCUCCCCCCUCACAUCAUGCAAUCUCUCCGACGGCCGCUGGAUUCUCGACCCCACCCGCAAGCCCACCUACGAUUCAGCCUGCCCUUUCCACCGAAACGCGUGGAAUUGCCUCAAAAACCAGCGCGCCAACAUGGCGCGGAUCAAUUCAUGGAAAUGGUCGCCUCACGCCUGCGAUCUGGACCGGGUCGACCCGGUUAGGUUCCUCAAUUUGAUGAGGGACAGGAGUAUUGGGCUUAUUGGGGACUCUUUGAAUGAGAACUUUUUGGUGGCGUUUCUGUGUGUGUUGAGAUUGGGGGAUGCUGGUGCGAGGAAGUGGAAGAGGAGAGGGGCGUGGAGAGGGGCUUAUUUCCCCAAAUUCAAUGUGACUGUGGCGUAUCAUCGUGCUGUUUUGCUGGCUAGAUAUGAGUGGCAGACUAAACAGCCUGGAUUUUCUGGUCAAGAUGGAGUCAAAGGAAUAUAUCGAGCAGAUGUUGAUAUUCCAGCUGAUGAUUGGGCUAACGUUUCUGAUUUCUACGAUGUUCUGGUUUUCAACACCGGUCACUGGUGGGGCCCUGAUAAAUUCCCAGAAGAAACUCCUCUCGUAUUCUUCAAAGACGGUCAGCCAAUACAUCCUCCUCUGGACUUAAUGGAUGGGCUGAAAGUUGUUGUCAAGAACAUGGUAUCUCAUAUCGAGAAAGCUUUCCCCAAGAAGACGCUCAAGUUCUGGCGGCUGCAGUCACCGCGGCAUUUUCACGGGGGCGACUGGAAUCAGAACGGGAGCUGCUUGUUCGACAACCCUCUUGAAGAAUCCGAGAUAGAUUUAUGGUUUGAUCCAGCCAACAACGGAACCAACAAAGAAGGUAGAAUAGUGAAUGAAGUGAUCGGGGAGGCGUUGAAAGGGACGAGCAUCAUACCGCUGGACUUGAGCCGUUUGAGCGAGUGGAGAGCCGACGCUCACCCGGCGGUGUGGCUGGGGAAGAAGGACGCAGUGGCUGUGUGGGGACAGGACUGCAUGCAUUGGUGCUUGCCUGGUGUUCCUGAUACUUGGGUUGAUAUAUUAGCACAACUCAUCACAUACAACUUCACUCCACUUUGAUUUCAUGAUUUUGGUCUUUUUUCACCUAUUAAAUUCAUUAUUGUAAAACCUUUUUAUUGUUGAGCUUUUAACAGGGUGUGAUCAAUUUCGACACAACUCAUAAGCCGUUCUGAUGCA
Molecule: messenger RNA, 1337 nt
Organism: Salvia hispanica
Lineage: Eukaryota; Viridiplantae; Streptophyta; Magnoliopsida; Lamiales; Lamiaceae
Product: protein trichome birefringence-like 12
Cellular component (GO): Golgi apparatus
Molecular function (GO): O-acetyltransferase activity
Source: RefSeq, a predicted model, not a curated record